GUCACUUUCGUGUAGUGCAAAUUACUGUGAUGAUUUCUGUUUAUAGUGCUGACACAAACACACGAAGCUCACAACCAGCAGAGAGAGGGAGAGAAAGACAGAAAGAGACAGAAUGAGACACUGAUGUACUAAACGUAUGCAUGUAGUGCAUCACUUUGAGGAUGAAUACGCGGCUACAAACCGGUAUCGACUCCUAAUGAACACAACUCCACCAGUGACACACGAGAAAGGAAUGUACUGGUAGACAGGACAGACGAGAUAACUGAAGAUCCAGAACAAUUAAAUUUGUGCCAUGAUGGUUUGAACUUGGUUUCCGGUGUUUUGUGUUUGCUUUAUUUGGGUCUGUUUGCUCUUGUUGAUAACGAUGUUUUCUAUGUUUUCUACGUUUAUCGUAAAUAAAAGUAAACCAGUUUACAAGUUUACCCGUGAAAUAGCUAUAAUUACAAGUGAAUCACUUCAGGAAUCUGAAGUUGGAUGUCUUGAUUAGACACGUCGUGGUGUGGACAUCCACCAGGUUAUCUCAAACUCGUUCACGCACAUGUAUGUUUAACGCAAAACAGUAUAUCCGUAUAAGAAUCACCAGUCUACCGAAAGCUAAUUGUACUGAUAUGGUGGGAUUCAGUGAAAACGUUGUGCACAUUCUCAUUCCGGUAAUUGUCUGCGUUGGCGUGCUGGGCGUGUUUAGCAUUGUGGGGAAUGUCCUUGUCUGUUACGUUUUUAUAUUCAGAAUGAAGACAACGACGCACAAUUUUCUAAUAUCAAGUCUGUCUGUAUUUGGUUUGCUAAGCACCGUCGUGUGUAUGGCCUUAGCAACAGGAAGGAUGACACGCUACUAUACGUUUCGAUUGGAAUCAAUCUGCAAGGCUGGGAUGUUCCUCGAUUCAGUGUUGAUUCUGAUGACCAUUUUCAUCCUCAUCAUCAUAGCCGUUGACAGAUAUUUAAAGAUUUGCCGACCAAUGGAAACUCAGAUGACUCGAAAGGUGGCAGAGAUCUCGAUAGGUGUCGCUGUCUGUGUGUCGGUUCUCUUCGGCUCUCCUAGACUUUCCGUCUAUAUCGUCAAGAGUGUGGAGGCAACAAAACCCAAUGGAACACAAUGCAUCCACGACACUAAUACGGUUUUCACUCUAUACAGAACGGUGACAGCUCUUUUGAUCAUCGGUCUGACUGUGGUGCUGAUAGUACUGUAUGCUUCCAUAGGGAUUGCAGUCAGAAGGCACAAGUGCAGUUUUCAACUGUCAGACAGGGCAAAUAAUCCGAGAGCCUCGAUCAAUGUCAGAAGCCCUUCGUUAUCGCGACAGAAUCAAAAUAUGUUUGACAAAAGCACCCUGAUCGGCUUUUUCGUUACAUUGAUGUUCGUGAUCAGUUACUUUCCAGCGCUGGCGCUUAAAAUAAUAAUUUGUUUUACGAAAGAGGAUUUAAUGAACAAAUACCCCUUGGGGUAUUAUAUAUGUCAACAUAUGUACAUAAUAAAUGAUGCAGUGAAUCCCAUCAUCUAUGGAGCGUUGAACACGGAGUUUCGUAACCACGUUGUUCAGAUGAUGAGGUCUAUAUCUCGUAGACUGAAAACCUCUAAUUCAGUAAGCUCCAGGCUUGAACUAAUCUGAUAAUGAUUUCUAUUUUGUGGUAACAUACUGAGAGAGAGAGAGAGAGAGAGAGAGAGAGAGAGAGAGAGAGAGAGAGAGAGAUCGAGAGAUCGUUUAACGUGCGCAUAUACCACUAAGGUUUCGCACACGCUUGUCACGGGCUGCCCACCUCAACAUACAACCCCACCCUCUGCCAGAGUUAUUUCUCUGUAAGCCAAAACACCCAGCCAGAGAGUUUACAUAAAACACCAUCGCUGGAUGUAAACACUUAGAGCUAGCAUGUGUCAUUAGCGUGUCCUGCAGUAUGGCACCUAGGAUUCAAUCUUCUCACACAGUUUACGGUCCACCACAAUCCAGUGUUGUGAGCUAACGUGUUAUGUCUGUCAGCUAUGGGUGAUACUACAAAAUUCUAGAGAGACAGAAUAAGGUAGUGCUGAAAACAUGGUUUUGGCCUUUUGUGCGAAUGGACAUAAAAGAUAAUUGGUUUGGGUUCUGAUGUAUAAAAGCAUAAAUAAAUGACUGAUUUGAAUGAGACAUUGUGAAAUGAUAGUACAUCUUCCCAUGCUACUGACAAGGUGAUUAACUCAUUUUUGCCUAAUUCAUCAUAUAAAGGGUUCUGACAUUAACCCCUCGACAUACUGAAUACAUUUUCUUAUUUGUCUACAGUACCAUUAUAUUUAUUGUAUCAGUGUCUUCUUUAUAUUCAA
Gigantopelta aegis is the source of this 2290-nucleotide messenger RNA. RefSeq names its product neuromedin-U receptor 2-like. Gene Ontology annotation, molecular function: G protein-coupled receptor activity. Gene Ontology annotation, cellular component: plasma membrane. NCBI's taxonomy places the organism in Eukaryota, Metazoa, Mollusca, Gastropoda, Neomphalida, Peltospiridae. The coding region runs from base 543 to 1604 and encodes 353 amino acids. Gene Ontology annotation, biological process: G protein-coupled receptor signaling pathway. The transcript is spliced from 2 exons. The record is from RefSeq and is a predicted model, not a curated record.